UCGGACCGUAAGUACCGCUAUACGUCCUUAUAUUUCAUGUUAACAUUAACGUAGAGAGACGACUUAAUGAAAUUAUUUAAAGCUUCCUGGUUUUUAUGAAUCGAAGACAAAAACAGACCGGUUAAUGAAAACGGAGAGCAUAGACCUCAUGUUCCUGUGGUCGGAAUAAACCAAUAAGAAUGAGUCAUAGAUGGGCUCCAAAUGCAUUGGUGAAAGUAGGCAGAGCAUUUCCUUUGUGGCAAACUCAUGCUCGCAAGUCCGUAGCAUUACCACUUCACCUGUCCGGUACCUCUCACUGCAGGGUUCAUGUACAACAACCUCACUGCUACAAGUUUGGCUAUCUCAGCUGGAAGCACAUCCACCACACCAGGAGCAGUAGUCGUAAGGGAUGGAUCUGUAGAGCGAACCAACAUAGACACAAACUUGGACUUCACACCAGCACCCUGUAUUUGAACACUUCAGCCUCACGUUGGUCUGCUGGUCUAAGCCAACAAAUGUCACGAGUCAGGAACACCCUGGACACAGUUUCUAAAGCUGUGAGUGGGUCACAUACUGAACUUCUUUCCAAAAUUGCUAGACUUAAACCUAACGCUAUCAAGGCUACAAAUAAGGUUGAGACGAGUGUUGAAUCAACACUAAAAGCUGAGGAGAUCACACCUACUCCUGUUUCCACUACUGCUGCCUCUCCUUCUGCAUCUACUACACCCAAACCGGUAAUAAACUCAUCCUCUGCCAGUCCCCCUAUUCCACCGCCUGCUGCUACAUUUGAUCCAAGUGCUACUACCUCCACAAAUUCUGCCCAAGCAACCAUCACUGACACAGCUUUGGCUGUGCAAGAAAUUAAGCAGAAAAGGCUGAGGCGUGUUGCUCCUGCAAUCAAAACUUGUAGUGUCAGGAAGCCAGAGGAGCUUAAACCAUCAUCAAGUGAUACAGAGAGCAAGAGCACGUCUUCCAAACAAACCGCAGCACUUUUCCAUCCAAGCACUUUUUCAGUCAACCUGGAUGAAACUUACAACUACCUGGCUCAUCACAUCAAUUCAUACUUUAGCAGCAGUACGAAGACUCAGGACAAGAAAGUGGACAAUGUUGACGUUUCGUCUGCAUCCUCUCAGGGUCAACAAACUAGUGACCUCGUGCCACUGUCUGAUAAACCAAACUCUGCUGCUUCAGUUGCCCCAGCUCCCAUUAAAAAGGGUUUAGGACAUUACCUGUCCAACUCAGCUCCCACUGUGCAGGCCUUUCUAGGGAGCUACAUCGCCCCCCUGGUCCCUAAGUUCAGGACAGGAGAGUCCAAGAGUGCUACUGUGGAGGAGAAGAAGCUUGAGGAUGAACCAGUAAAACAGGUUGAAGCCACAAUCAGUAAGGAGCAGAAGGCGGCUGAAGAGAAAGCCAAGAAGCUUCUACUCCAAAGGGAAAAGAUCAUUGCCAGGGUUAGUGUGGACAAUCGAACUCGGGCUUUGGUGCAGGCUCUUCACAGGGCAUCAGAUGUAAGGGUCUAUAUCAGCAGGGUGGAAGACCUCAGCUACCACCUCCUGGAGUUUCCAGAGACCCGGGGUGUUGCAGUCAAGGAGAGGGUUAUCCCUUGCCUACUACGCCUGAAACAGGCCAAUGACCCGGGCUUGAGGGCAGCAGUUAGAGAAAGCCUCGCUCUGGUGGGCUACCAAAAACCAGUUAAAGGCCGGGGCAUACGGAUCUUGUCUAUAGAUGGAGGAGGGUUAAGGGGACUUCUUGCCCUCCAGACAUUACGCAAGCUGGAAGCUCUGACCGGCAAACCCAUUUACAAGCUAUUUGAUUAUAUUUGUGGUGUCAGCACAGGUGCUAUCCUAGCAUUCAUGCUGGGCAUAUUCCAAAUCCCACUGGAUGAGUGUGAUGAUCUUUACCGGAAGUUGGGCUCCGAUGUUUUCAAGCAGAACGUGGUUGUCGGCACUGUGAAGAUGGGCUGGAGCCAUGCUUUCUAUGACAGUGAAGCCUGGGAGAACAUCCUCAAAGAGAAAAUGGGCUCACAUCUCCUGGUGGAGACUGUGAGAAACCCUGAAUGCCCCAAGGUGGCAGCAGUCAGCACCAUUGUGAACAGGGGCACCCCUUUAAAGGCGUAUGUGUUCAGGAACUACAACCUGCUGCCCGGGGUGCGCCCUCACUACCUGGGGGGCUGCCAGCAUCAGCUCUGGCAGGCCAUCCGUGCCAGCUCAGCAGCCCCUGGGUACUUCCAGGAGUUCACCUUGGGAAAUGAUCUCCACCAGGAUGGAGGUCUGCUGAUUAACAACCCCACAGCGCUGGCUAUCCAUGAGUGUAAGUGUUUGUGGCCCAACACACCUCUGGAGUGUGUGGUCUCACUCGGUACGGGCCGCUACGAAACUCCCGGCAAGAACAGCACCACCUACACGAGCCUCAAAACCAAACUCACCAAUGUCAUCAGCAGUGCUACAGACACUGAGGAGGUUCACGCCAUGCUCGACGCCUUUCUCCCUCCUGAUGCUUAUUUUCGCUUCAACCCCCACAUGAGUGAAGACAUUUCCAUGGACGAGAACCGGCAGGAGAAGCUCAACCUGCUGCAGACUGAGGGCAUGCGCUACCUGGAUAGGAACGAGGAGAAACUGAAUAAGGUCGCUCGCAUCCUCACCCGAGAGAAAAGCUCCGUCCAGAGGAUGGCAGAGUGGGUCAAGCUCAAGGCUGACAUGUAUAACGGUGUGUCCUUUUACUCCUCCAAACUCUAGAUCCAACACAAACCACCUUUACCUCACAUGGACACUCCUGUUAUUCUAAAUUGUCAAGAAUAUCAUGCUACCAUGAUUGGUGUGUCAAUAGUUGAUUAUUAGAUCUGUAGCUCUGAAGAGCAUUGUGUAAAUGUACAGGUAGGUAAUGCUUCCAACAUGCCAAGUACUAUCAUCCUCCUCAUUCAGACAUUUUGUAGUCAUUUUGGUGUCAAUGUGUUAAGUUUUUGGCAGUGGAAAUGCAUUGUGGUUGGUAGCAGUUGAUUCAACACUGUUGCAUUCAAAGAUGUGUCAUGAUGUGCUAAACACUGUUAGCUUUCCUAGCAAAUGUAUCUUAUACUCCUAAAGGAAUAGAACGUCUGAAAGCAGGUGGAAGAAGGAAGUGAAAAAGCAUGUAUAAAUAAAAUGUUGAACUGUUACUUUUAAAAAGCAGAAUACUGUAUAAGUUCGACAGUAGCCAGUAACGAUUUCUCAAGACUCAAGUGAGCACUUUUUAAAGAUAUGUUAUAGCAACCAGUAGGCAACAUCUCAUAAACCUGUAUUUUCAUUAGUAGAUGGGAUCUGUGUCAUUAUCAAAAUGUAGUAUUUGUUAAGCUAAGCUGCCAACAUGUAACACUAUAAAAUAAUGUAAAAAAAAAAAAGACAAAAAAAUCUUUCUAUUUUUUU
This is a messenger RNA of Scomber japonicus (chub mackerel), 3377 nucleotides long. Its product is annotated as calcium-independent phospholipase A2-gamma-like. The transcript is spliced from 10 exons. Gene Ontology annotation, biological process: arachidonate metabolic process. NCBI's taxonomy places the organism in Eukaryota, Metazoa, Chordata, Actinopteri, Scombriformes, Scombridae. Gene Ontology annotation, cellular component: membrane. The record is from RefSeq and is a predicted model, not a curated record. The coding region runs from base 180 to 2714 and encodes 844 amino acids.